This is a messenger RNA of Phycomyces blakesleeanus NRRL 1555(-), 369 nucleotides long. RefSeq lists its product as hypothetical. The record is from RefSeq and is a predicted model, not a curated record. The coding region runs from base 1 to 369 and encodes 122 amino acids. The transcript is spliced from 3 exons. NCBI's taxonomy places the organism in Eukaryota, Fungi, Mucoromycota, Mucoromycetes, Mucorales, Phycomycetaceae.
AUGAGUUAUGAUUCUGAUCCUGUUUGGAAUGGUGUUUGUGCAUUGAUUGUUGAGAGCCGAGUAGAGGAUAGUGAUACGCCAUACAUUCUUGUUAACGAGUUACAUCUUUUCCUCUAUCCUGGCCGACUUUUCCUUACCGAAUCCACUGGCUUAAUACCAUCUACAGCCAAGAAACUUGGUUAUACAGAGGUCCGGGCGCUUCACGGCUGUAUCGGCGGAUCAUUUCUUAGCUUCAAGAGUUCUUGUAUCCGUUUAGCGCAAAUAUUAACCCUAGCCAUGAUCGGUAAAGAGACCAGACAAGAACGGUCCAAUGAAUCGGGUGCAAAGUUCAGCUUCUUUUACAUCCUCUCGGAUACUAGAUCUGGAUAG